GUCAGAGGUUGCGGGACCGGCGGUUGACUGACGAGUGAACCCGCCAGUGAGAACAUGCCUUAGGGAGUGGUGCCGGAACUGAAGAGCUGGGCCGGGGAGGCGGAUCAUCCGGCAGAUCGGGGCGGGGGAGGGAGCUGGAGCUCGGUACGCGCAGGGCGGCCGGAGCAGCAUGGCGGAAGACGAGAGCGACCAGGAGUCGGAGAGACUGGGCGAGGAGCUCGAGGCCAUCGUGAGGCCGUACCUUCCCGCCGGCCUGUCUCCCGCCCUGAGCAGCCAGUAUUACUGCUACCGCUUCUGCCAGGUUGUUGAAGACUAUGCUGGAAGAUGGCAGGUUCCUUUACCACAACUUCAAGUACUUCAGACUGCACUUUGUUGCUUCACAUCUGCAUGUGUAUCAUUCCCAGCAGAAUGUGAACACGUACAGUGUGUAUUGAGUAGCCUAGCCUUGAGUUUUUUUGAAUUGCUGCUGUUCUUUGGCAAGGAUGAAUUCUAUGAAGAUCCUUUAAAAGAUAUUUUGGGUUCAAUCCAGGAAUGUCAGAACCUCUUGAGCAGAUAUGGAAAUGUUAACUUGGAGUUGGUGACUCGCAUUAUCAGAGAUGGAGGACCUUGGGAGGAUCCAGUAUUACAGGCUGUUCUUAAAGCAAAGCCAGUUUCUCAGGAGUUAGUUAACAAAUAUUUAAGCUCUGAAAAUCCACUGUUCUUUGAAUUACGUGCCAGAUAUCUUAUUGCCUGUGAACGCAUCCCUGAGGCAAUGGCUCUCAUCAAAUCUUGUAUGAAUCAUCCUGAUAUUAGCAAAGAUCUUUACUUCCAUCAAGCAUUUUUCACGUGUCUAUAUAUGUCACGAUUAGAAGAUCAGCUAUUCCAGGAGCACUUGCUUAGGACUGACUGCAAGAAUGGUGUUGAAAUAAUCUGCAACAUUGCAAAAGAAGGGAAGACCGCCUUAGCCUUGAACCUUUGUGAAGCAUUCCUUAUUCCACAACUCCAAAACGGAGAUAUGUAUUUUAUCUGGGAACUGAUCUUUAUUUGGAGCAAACUACAGCUUAAAUCUAAUCCAUCAAAACAGGUUUUUGUUGAUCAAUGCUACCACCUUCUAAGGAUUGCUACAAAUAUAAGGGUUAUUUUCCCUUUUAUGAAAGUUAUUAAAGAUGAAGUUGGCAAGGAUGGCUUGCAGAUUUGUGUGGAGAUAUGUGGAAGUGCUCUCCAGCUGGAUCUCCGUGAUGAUCCCAAAAUGAAAUGCCUGAUCUACAAAUCCAUUGCUCACUUCUUGCCAAAUGACUUGGAGAUUGUCAGAAUAUGCGCUCUUUCUGUCUUUUUCAUUGAGCACAGCUCUGGGUCCUAUGAUACCGUUGAACACCUGUAUAAAUGUGCAGAUGAAGAAUACAACGAACAAACCAGUUCUGUUCAAAAUCGUGUGCGUUUUGAGUUGCUUCCAAUUUUGAAAAAGAGUUUGUUUUUUGAUCCCGAGUUCUGGAAUUUCUCUAUGAUCAAGCAGAACUGCUUAGCACUGCUAAGGGACAAAGUGUCAACUGAUGUAAAUAAAAGUACACUGGAACAUGCUUCUGCAAAUACACAGAAGACACGGCGAGCAUUGCGUGGUGAUCAUUCUGAUGUAAGCAAAGGAGAACUAGAUCAUGACGACCCUUCUGGAGCUCAGUCGAAAUGUCAUGGUAAUUCCAAAAAGAACCACAUCACUCUGGGAUCGCCUAAAAUAGAUCACAAUGUACCUAGGCACCGUUGUGUGUUAUGCAACAGGGAAUUUCUUGGAGGUCACAUUGUGAGGCAUGCACAGGCUCAUCAAAAAAAGGGCAGUUUUUCCUGUGUGAUGUGUCGCAGAAGAUUCAGGCAAAAAGGAGUCAUGCUUAAGCACUUAAAAAAUCACAUCAAGAAGAUGAAAAGGCACCACCUUGCUGUUACUUGCCAUGAUCUGGAAACACCCGAUGUAAGCGAAGUGAAGUGCUCUGAUGUAGAUGUGUCUCUUGAAAAUGGGAACUUAGAGAGCUCUAUAGAUAACAAACUAGAGGCUGUUGCAAUUCCAAGUACUGAGCAGGAGAUGAUACAAAAUACUGAACCCUUAUUGGAUGUAAUUGAAAAUCAUGUUGGUUAUCCAGAUAAUAUUAUUGAAAAUGGUAGUUGUGACAGCUGUUCAAACAACACUCCUGAUCCAGAAACUACAGAAGGAUUACCCGAAAGUGAUAGCCUGAGUAAAGAGCUGCCCGUACUUCAUAAAGUAAAUGGUGUGCUAUGUCCUCAAAAUGAUUUGGACAUUAAAGACCAAGCUGGUAAUUUUAAGUGUCCUGCUAAUGGCUGUAUUAGAGUCUUUAAAAAGAUAAGGUUUCUGAACAAACAUGCACGGAAAGCUCAUCCCACUGAUCUGAAGGUACAAGAACAUAUAAUGAAGUGGAAUAAAGGAAAAUGCAGGUUUUGUCAGAGAAAGUUUUUAGAUUCUCAACAUUUUAUUGAUCAUUUAAAGCAACAUGUAUAUCCAAAUGCAUAUUUUUGUUUACACUUCAACUGCAAUCAGAGAUUUAAGCUGUCCACUGAGCUUUUAGAGCAUACAAAAACGCAUAGUGAAUUUAAAGCUCAGUGUAACUUUGCAGGCUGCUGUGAGCUUUUUGAGGACCUUUCAGUGCUGUAUGAGCAUGAAGCUCAACACUAUUCAAACAAAACUGAUCUUUCUGAAGAGGUCAGUGAAAAGAAUUCUUCAGAUAUUGUUUUGGAACCCCAGUGCAGUGUACAAGAAAAAGGAAGAAGUAAUAGUCCGAAGGAGGCUGUUGCAGACUUACCAGUUCCAACUUGGAAAGCAAGGAAAGAUUCCACAGAACCAAAGACUUACAUCCAGAGUGAGAAAAAAAUAAACAGUCUCACCCAAAAUGGGAAUGAAAAUGUAUGUGAUGGUACCACUACCAUUGUGAAUUUGAUAGACCAAAAUAUCCCUGCAGUAGAGCCAAAUUCUGAGAAUGUGGUUAGUGACCAACUAGUCAAUGGGCACGCUGAACUGGAACAGGCUUCGUUUGAUACUGUUUUGGAAGAACUGACUGACAUAACAAGGACAGAAAAUGGGUCUCUUCUGCCAGAUACACAGAACUGUAAUGAUAUGCCAUCAAACAGUCUUGCUACAUCUUCCAAACCAAAUCAGAUAACGGAAAAUACUUCAUAUGGCUUAAUUUUAACAAAGCCUUAUGUUAGACCAUUGCCUCCAAGUUACCUUGAUGAACGAUAUAUCAGCAUGCCAAAACGUAGAAAAACUUUGUCUGAAAAAGUAGAUACCCGUUCAGAGCAAGAUAACUCUUGUAGCAAAUCGGAGAGAUUAAGAUGCAGCAAAUGCCUGACCACCUACUGUAACCCAGAAGCUCUUCAGCUUCAUCUUGCACAAAAGAAGUGUCAGACACUCUUUGGAUUCGAUUCAGAUGAUGAAAGUGCCUGAUCAAGUGUUGUGAGAAGACUUCUCAGUUUGAGGAGUAGUGAUGGAACACUACAAUACUCUGCAUCCGUUUGCUUUUCCCCUGUUGGCCUUAAUUAUAAAGAAGUCUGAAAUUACUAAAGAAAAUCAUGACCUUGCUCAGAGUUAAAGCACACUUGAGUCAAAACUAUGUGAUAGCAGGAGCUGUGCGGAAUUUGAAUCCAAAAAAACUGUUUUAAAGCCCCCAAAGUACCGAUUAUGUAGAAGCCACAAGGUCCCAAUGAAUUCCUAGUGUAAGUAAGAUCAAGUGCAGGAGCAUAUUGUAUGGCUGUCAUGCUGAGUGAGUGGUAACUGUUGCCCUUAAGAGAAAUGCAAGCGGUACUUGCCUCUUUACUAUUGUAUGUGUUCAAAGGAGAACUGUCAAAAUUAUCAAAACUAAUUUGAGUCAUAUUAAAUGUCUCAAUAUGCAUAAAAAUAUGAUCAGUUAAAAGGUGAUCUGUUUGUAGAGGUUGAUUAUUCUUAGCAUGGAGUCUGGGAACAGAAGAACAAAAAGCUCAGAACUGGGCAGUGUCUUGUUAAAGAUGGUAAGACGUGCAAUAAAGAAGAAAGCAUGUCUCAAUUUGAUAUUUCCAAAGACAAGUGACUACAUUCAAAUGCACCAGAUUUCUCCCCACAUCCCCACCCCCAGUAUCUGAAUAGUGGAGGACAUCUAGAAAGCUUGCAUGCAAUAUGCUUGCAUUCUAACAGAUCUAUACAAGUACAGUGUCGGGGAUUAACCACACAGUUUGAGGUUCAGCAGUAAAUGGACAUGAUGUGAAGGCAGCUGACUUGAGCUGGGACAUAAAGGUAAAUUUUGUGUAAGUAUAAAGAUUCUUGGCAGUUGGUAUGAUGCGCACUUUUAAAGGUCAGCUUGCUCUAUAAAAGUGUGCCAUGAUGGAUAGAAGAGGAUCCCUCAAGAUGCAAAGUAGAAUGGGAUACUAGGAAUAAAAAUACCUGCAGAAUAACUUUAUACCCAUGUUUGUUUCAACAUAUCGCUAAAUUUUCAUUAUGGAAACUUACUUUGGGUCCUGAAAGAUUCCUAUAAAAUACAACAGUUCACAAAAUUCAGUGACAGAAAUAAUUUCUAGAACAUUAAUUCCUUUCACCUACUGAAUGCCUGUAAGCCUGUAAGAGCAAUUUGCACUGUGCCUUGAGAGGUGAAGCUUUAACUUCCUCACUCCUAACAAAGUAUAUGUAAAGAUAGAGGAUUCAAAUCCCAAAAGGCCCAAUGUUUUCUUGAGAAGAGAACAUUGUACACAAUUUUUCACUGCUACAAAAGCUGUAUGUCAAGAAUUAUUUUUGCAGAUCAAACAUUUCAAGCCCAUUUCAAGGGGGUGCUGUUAGAAGAUUGGAUGACUCAUUGGGAUGACUGUAGGAACAGCUCAUACUUCCAAAAAUUGAAUGGUUUUGUUAUACUUGCAUUUAAAUAAUAUUUGGCAUCUUAAACCUGUUGAUCAGUGUUUUUAAUUUCAAAAUUAAAGAUAGUUGUACUUCUCUUGCCUCUUCAUAGGGAGCAAAGAAAUGUCAACCUUGUUUUCUAUGAGAUUUUAACAAAAGGUAUAGAGAUAGGCUUGCAGUACAAAUGAGUUUUUCACCACUUCUGGAUCAGUCUUUAUGUACAGAACACCAAAAUACAUUUCUAACCCUCCUAUAUGCUUGAGAGUUAUGGCUGUGAGAACUCCAUGCUAAAAUCUAAAAAUUAAGCAUGGAAGUAACUCAAAUCCUAUAAGAACAAAUACUGAGUUCUGUGACCUAUAUAAACUUGGAGAUUUAAUAAUUUAUCUUUAUAUGAAGAAAAUUCUCUCCCAAAACAAAAUUGCACAAAUGUGGUAUUGGGAUCAUUAUAGAUAUGAAAAAAAUUUGGGGGUACAGUUAAUUAAACAUUAAUAUUUUUGCAUUAAAUUGACGUAAUUGUCAAUUGUAUCUCAGUUUUUAACUGCAUCUUAAUUGAAUCUGAUAUCAAUACCAGAUUUGAAAACAACUUAUUCCCAGUAUAGGUGGGUGAAAAGUUCAAGUUCUGAUAAAAGGCAUCAUACAUACUACAGUUCAGGUAUUUAAAAAUUAAUGUGGACCUGUUCAUCAGAUUCAUUUGAGUUCCUGUCCAGAAUUGAACUAUCAAUUAUUUUUGAUAGUAUACCAUAUUGUCCAGGCAUUCCCAGACUCUUGUGUGUUCUUGUCACUCUUUUUAGUUUUGUUUCAUUGCUUUAAACUCUGUUUGGAUAGAAGAAUAUUAAUGCUGUGUUUGAAAACUUGGAAGUCCACUUUAGUGGAAUCAACAUUACAAACACAUACCUUUAGGUUAUAAAGCAUUUGUGUGCUUUUCCUUUACUUAAGCACCAUCUGAUCAAGUUGUGUGUUAAAACAAAACUGGGUUCUGCAGUGCAUUUGUUUGUGUGGACACACUGCAGCUGUGUAUCCAUAAACAUAAUUCUUUUAUCUGUUCUAGAGCUGGGGUUUUUUGGAUGCACACAUCUGUUCAGCAUGUUUUAAAUUUGAAAUUGACUAUCUGUAUUUCUGACUUCUGUGAAUUGCCAUAUGUUGGGCAUCCAAAAUCUUGAUCAACUCGGGCUGCAAUUAUAAGUCCUUACUCAGGAAUAGGUUCCAUUGAAGUUGAUGAACUAUUUUCCAAAGCGUGUAAGAUCAGUUGUAAAAUAGCAGUAGGUAACACUUUUGUAGAAAUGAGAGGGGGAAAGUUGCCCUUCUAUAAAAUGUCUACUAUUCCCCAUUUAGUUCAGAUGACCUGUUGUAUCACACAAUUUCAGUUUUGAAAGGUAAAAUUCUAAAAUGAUUGAUUUUAAGUUGUGUGUAAGAGAACCUCUUACGGUUUGACCUCUGAUAUGCUAUACCAGCACCCAGAUAUUAACAGCUAGGUUUCCAGCUUCAUAUGUCACAAACAUGCCACUUUGCAUUGCAGAAAAUGACAGGAUCGUGUUUCUGGCACAUACACAAGUAUUAAUGUUUGGAGUAUCCAACUAACAUUCUGAAAUGAGUUUUCAGCUAUUGGAUUUCAAAAUGUCCCUAAUUUAAGGCAUAUUUAAAGAUUAAACUGUUACAAUGGCCAGAAGCUGCAUAGGCUAGAAAAUCAAACACUCAUGCUGGGCCACACUUUGCACUCUUGCCUAAGGAUGGAGGAAUGCACACACUAUCAUCAGAAUACUUGCCAACUGUCCCUGGUUACCUAUAGGUAUACCUAUCCUGCUUUUUGGAAGGAUUCUUCUCUUCCUCUAGAAACUGGAUGAAAAUCAUAUAGGCAGUUUCCAGUCAAUCACCUCCUUAUCCCUGCACACUUUUGGUUGUGCUGGGAAGUAAUUGGGGACCCUGCUAGCAUGGAACUGACCUUGAGGGUGCAAGGAGCUGAGGCCACUAGGAAUAUGUGAAGAAGGUUUCUUCCCGCCCCCCCCCCCCCCCCACUUGGCAGUCCAGCUCAGAAAUGUCCAUGAACUAGAUUUUUGGCCCAACGAUUGCCAAAUGAUAGUAGUAAUCUGCUAUUUUCUUUUCACAUAGUUCAAUGAGUCUGUGUACAAACUUCAAACAUUUUGUGGACUUAAUUGUAUAUGAAGGAGGUUCCAUAACUGAGUGGUAGAACACACAUUUUAUAUGCAGAAGACCCCAGGUUUGAUUCCUGGCAUCUCCAGUUUGAGGAUCAAGUAGCAGGUGCUGGGGAAGACCUCUGCCCAAAACCCUGGUAGAGCCACUGCCCAGUCAGAGUAGACCACAUUGGGUUAGAUGGCCUCCCUCAAGAUAAGGUAGCUUCAUAUGUUCACAUAGAACUUAGAAAGUUUCUGAGUCUGGGUAACUGAACUCGACUUCUUCUCAAGCGUUUUAUGAGAGGCAGUUUCCUACCAUCUUGACUCCCUCUAUUGCUGUAGCACAGUGUUGCUGAUCCAGCUGUGCUCACAUGCACAACCCUCUUCUGGCUAAAAGAGAGCACACAAGGCAGCAGCAGCCAUUGUCCAGUGCUCAUUUAUCCAGUCAAUGAAAUGUGCUGUGACGAGUGCCAGUCUUUUUCUUUCUCUCCCCUGCCGCUGUAUUAAGACAAUAAGUGCAGCCACUGCUGAGCUCAUGGUUCUUUUGUCUUUUGACUUCUCAGGACGAAAGGCUAGAAAAGAGUGGCUGCAGUUGCCAUAGUAUUACUGUGUUUUCCUAGCCAGGAAGCCUAUGGUGGCAACUUAACUAGUCUAAGCAAUUUCUACUUGCCUCUGGCAGAAGGAAAAGUAGUGGAUUGUGUAGGUGACACCAAGAUUUUCUGGUUACAUUCUGAAUGCUUAAAGAUGGCAUGGCAUUUGAAAACAAAGCAAAAUUGCACCUCUAGCUAUGUGCUGAUCAAAGACCUCCAGUUCUUAGGGUAACCCUUAGUGCCUAAAAUGGAUCCUGCACUAUCCCAGAUUUUGACACUUUUUGAGUCGCAGGCCUUCAUAGGAUUUGAAAGACUUUCAAGAAGGGUGUUCACAACUUUCUGUUACUACAUGAUUUUGGCUCACAAUAAAAGAUAUCUAAAAAUCUAAACUGAGUGUUGCUGCUUGGGUAACCUGCCUCCACAAAUAUAUUUGUAGAUCAAGUUGCAAAUGGUUAUCUAUUGGAAAGGUCACUGGUACUUUGGUUAUUUAGCCAUAUUCACUAAACAUCUAGAAAUCAAAUAGUUUGGAUCAUGAAUAACAAGAUUCAGCAUUACUCCUUGUUUCUCACCAAGGAGUAGAAUGAAACACUUAAAGGGGUGGUGUUUUUAUUAAUUUAUUUUGUAUUGUAUAACACCUUGCUUAAAUAAAUGCAGUGUGUGCAUUUUGGGAUUCUUAAGUUUAAUUUGUAAAAGCUACUACAGUUUCAGCAAGAGAGAAAAUUUGUGCUUCCUUGUUGAAUGUUAAAUUAUUUUAUUUUGCAUUUUAUAUGAGUACAAAUUAAAACUGAGCCAUCAAACUGCAAUAAAUCAACAGUAGUGUUUCAUUUUAAACUUUUUGUAUUGUAAAUAGAAUUCAAUAAAAUAUUGUCUGUUAUUAAAAGAUGA
Hemicordylus capensis (graceful crag lizard) is the source of this 8441-nucleotide messenger RNA. RefSeq names its product zinc finger protein 654 (gene ZNF654). Gene Ontology annotation, biological process: regulation of transcription by RNA polymerase II. The record is from RefSeq and is a predicted model, not a curated record. NCBI's taxonomy places the organism in Eukaryota, Metazoa, Chordata, Lepidosauria, Squamata, Cordylidae. Gene Ontology annotation, cellular component: nucleus. The transcript has 9 exons. Gene Ontology annotation, molecular function: DNA-binding transcription factor activity, RNA polymerase II-specific; DNA binding. The coding region runs from base 170 to 3424 and encodes 1084 amino acids.